This is a messenger RNA of Zasmidium cellare ATCC 36951, 288 nucleotides long. RefSeq lists its product as uncharacterized. The transcript has 2 exons. The coding region runs from base 1 to 288 and encodes 95 amino acids. Lineage: Eukaryota; Fungi; Ascomycota; Dothideomycetes; Mycosphaerellales; Mycosphaerellaceae. The record is from RefSeq and is a predicted model, not a curated record.
AUGUCCGGCGUCCGCGAUCCAGCCUUCUGGAAACGCUUCUCCGUCGCAGUCCACAUGGACGAAGAGCAAGGUCCCGAGCCAAAGCACUCCGACUCCUGGCUCGCCCGCCAAAAGAAGAAAGAAUCCCGCCGAACCUGGAUCUGCUGGACCUUCUGGCUGUGCUUCUUGGCUCUCAUUGCUGGGGUGGUCGCGGUGAUUAUCUGGUUGUUGAGUAGUGGUGUCCUGAGCAAAAGCAGUGGUGGUGGUAGCAGUACGACGACAGGUAGCAGUGGAAGUGGGAGCUCGUGA